This is a messenger RNA of Cynara cardunculus var. scolymus (artichoke), 628 nucleotides long. Its product is annotated as 60S ribosomal protein L32-1-like. The record is from RefSeq and is a predicted model, not a curated record. Bases 69 to 470 code for a protein of 133 amino acids. Gene Ontology annotation, biological process: translation. Gene Ontology annotation, cellular component: cytosolic large ribosomal subunit; ribosome. Lineage: Eukaryota; Viridiplantae; Streptophyta; Magnoliopsida; Asterales; Asteraceae. The transcript is spliced from 4 exons. Gene Ontology annotation, molecular function: structural constituent of ribosome.
CAAACGGAAGGAGAUUUCUAUCGCCAUUAAUUCAUCAUCGUCUUCGCUUCAGUCAGCAGCAGAACACAAUGGCUGUCCCAAAGCUGGAUAAGAAGAUUGUCAAGAAGCGGGUCAAGAAGUUCAAGAGGCCCCAGAGUGACUGGAAAAUAUGUGUCAAGGAAAACUGGCGCAGGCCCAAGGGUAUUGAUUCUCGUGUGAGGAGGAAGUUUAAAGGAGUAACUCUUAUGCCCAACAUUGGUUACGGAUCAGACAAGAAAACUCGCCACUUUCUUCCAAAUGGUUUCAAGAAGUUUGUGGUGCACAACGCAAAAGAGGUGGAAGUCCUUAUGAUGCACAAUAGGACAUACUGUGCUGAAAUUGCACACAAUGUAUCUACACGGAAAAGGAAAGAAAUAGUGGAGCGAGCAGCACAAUUGGAUGUUGUCGUUACCAACAAAUUAGCCAGGUUGCGCAGCCAGGAAGACGAGUAAGUCUGCAUAACAACUUAUUAGCAUUUCCAGUGUAAACCUUAGUAUCAACAUGUUUCAAUUUGUUUUAAACUCAACUGGAUCCUAUUUCCAUGGAAUGAGUAGUUUACUUUCUACUGCCAUUUCCAUUUUGCUAAAAUUUACAGUAUUUUUUGGGAGUU